CCGAGGAGAGAUCAGUCGGUAGAGGAGAAGUCGAGGUUAGAGAGAACUGGGAGGCACUUUGCUGUCUUCAAUCGAAGUUGAGGGUGCAAAAAUGCAGAGUAAUAAAACUUUUAACUUGGAGAAGCAAAACCAUACUCCAAGAAAGCAUCAUCAACAUCACCACCAGCAACAACACCACCAGCAGCAACAGCAGCAGCCACCACCACCACCAAUACCUGCAAAUGGGCAACAGGCCAGCAGCCAAAAUGAAGGCUUGACUAUUGACCUGAAGAAUUUUAGGAAACCAGGAGAGAAGACCUUCACCCAACAAAGCCGUCUCUUUGUGGGAAAUCUUCCUCCCGACAUCACCGAGGAAGAAAUGAGGAAACUGUUUGAGAAAUAUGGAAAGGCGGGCGAAGUCUUCAUUCAUAAGGAUAAAGGAUUUGGCUUUAUCUGCUUGGAAACACGAACCCUAGCGGAGAUUGCCAAAGUGGAGCUGGACAAUAUGCCACUCCGUGGAAAGCAGCUGCGUGUGCGCUUUGCCUGCCAUAGUGCAUCCCUUACAGUUCGAAACCUUCCUCAGUAUGUGUCCAACGAACUGCUGGAAGAAGCCUUUGUGUUUGGCCAGGUGGAGAGGGCUGUAGUGAUUGUGGAUGAUCGAGGAAGGCCCUCGGGAAAAGGCAUUGUUGAGUUCUCAGGGAAGCCAGCUGCUCGGAAAGCUCUGGACAGAUGCAGUGAAGGCUCCUUUCUGCUAACCACAUUUCCUCGUCCUGUGACUGUGGAGCCCAUGGACCAGUUAGAUGAUGAAGAGGGACUUCCAGAGAAGCUGGUUAUAAAGAACCAGCAAUUUCACAAGGAACGAGAGCAGCCACCCAGAUUUGCACAGCCUGGCUCCUUCGAGUAUGAGUAUGCCAUGCGCUGGAAGGCACUCAUUGAGAUGGAGAAGCAGCAGCAGGACCAAGUGGACCGCAACAUCAAGGAGGCUCGUGAGAAGCUAGAGAUGGAGAUGGAGGCUGCACGCCAUGAGCACCAGGUCAUGCUAAUGAGACAAGAUUUGAUGAGGCGCCAAGAAGAACUUCGGAGGAUGGAAGAGCUGCAUAACCAAGAGGUGCAAAAACGAAAGCAGCUGGAGCUCAGACAGGAGGAAGAGCGCAGGCGCCGUGAGGAAGAGAUGCGGCGACAGCAAGAAGAAAUGAUGCGGCGACAGCAAGAAGAAAUGAUGCGGCGACAGCAGGAAGGAUUCAAGGGAACCUUCCCUGAUGUGAGAGAGCAGGAGAUUCGGAUGGGUCAGAUGGCUAUGGGAGGUGCUAUGGGCAUAAACAACAGAGGGGCCAUGCCCCCUGCUCCUGUGCCAGCUGGUACCCCAGCUCCUCCAGGACCUGCCACUAUGAUGCCGGAUGGAACUUUGGGAUUGACCCCACCAACAACUGAACGCUUUGGUCAGGCUGCUACAAUGGAAGGAAUUGGGGCAAUUGGUGGAACUCCUCCUGCAUUCAACCGUGCAGCUCCUGGAGCUGAAUUCGCUCCAAACAAACGCCGCCGAUACUAAUAAAGUUGCAGUGUCUAGUUUCUCAAAACCCUUAAAAGAAGGGACCCUUUUUGGACUAGCCAGAAUUCUACCCUGGAAAAGUGUUAGGGAUUCCUUCCAAUAGUUAGAUCUACCCUACCUGUACUAUAGGGAGUAUGCUGGGGCAGAGGGCAAGGGAGGGGUGGUAUAAACAAACCAUGUGUGGUAUAAUGUUUAA
Messenger RNA from Saimiri boliviensis boliviensis (Bolivian squirrel monkey), 1724 nucleotides. Lineage: Eukaryota; Metazoa; Chordata; Mammalia; Primates; Cebidae. The record is from RefSeq and is a predicted model, not a curated record.